Messenger RNA from Hibiscus syriacus, 1456 nucleotides. Its product is annotated as palmitoyltransferase ZDHHC6-like. The coding region runs from base 87 to 854 and encodes 255 amino acids. Gene Ontology annotation, biological process: peptidyl-L-cysteine S-palmitoylation; protein targeting to membrane. The record is from RefSeq and is a predicted model, not a curated record. The transcript is spliced from 12 exons. Gene Ontology annotation, molecular function: protein-cysteine S-palmitoyltransferase activity. Gene Ontology annotation, cellular component: endoplasmic reticulum; Golgi apparatus. Lineage: Eukaryota; Viridiplantae; Streptophyta; Magnoliopsida; Malvales; Malvaceae.
ACCACCAUAAAUGUCCUCUUCCCUCGUCUCUUUUUCAUAUCAGAUCUGAAAUUUGGUCUUUGAUUAGGGUUUCAACUUUCACAGAGAUGGAGACGCUGCCGCAAUUAUACGAUCGAAGGAAGAUGUUAGCUUCGUCGAAAUCGAUUGGUCGUUGUACAAUAUCAUGUAUCUCCGUUUCGCUUACCCAGUUUGCUCUCGUUUUGGUUCCUCUCUUCUUCUCCUCUUCUCCUCUUUUCAUUCAACUUACACUCUCGGCUUUAAUUUUGCUUAUAGUUCUGGGAUCUGGAGGGUGGUGUAGACGGGUCCUUGGAUUCCGUGCAUCUGCUCCAGCUUUUGUCUUCUUCAGUGUAUUUUUUGUUUGGGGUGUUUAUCUUACUAUUGUUCGAAAAGCGAUUUCAAAUGUUAUGGACGUUGUGUUCAAUGGAGAGAUGAUUAUGCUCAUCAUUGGUUUAUGUAGGAUCAUGCGAAAGGAUCCUGGUUUUGUGGCACACGAGCCCUUCUGUUUGGAUGAACUUGAUGAAAAUUCUGUUUUUGGUGUUCAAACCCGCGAUGAGAGUUCUCUUUUGCAAAUGAGAGUAAGAUACUGUAAGAGCUGCAAGACAUGCAUACAGGGUUUUGACCACCACUGCCCUGCUUUUGGAAACUGUAUUGGCCAGAAAAAUUAUGUAAUCUUUAUUGUUCUUCUUGUUGGAUUUAUCACUACUGAAAUUUCCUAUGUAUUCUGCUCCUCCCAGUUUACCUCAAAAUUUCAAGUUUUGAAAGAAAUGAGAAUGGAGACUGGUUCCAUUUUGGUAAUGGCAAGAAGCACAUUGCUUUUUGUGUUCUACAAGUGCUGUGGCAGGGGAUAUUUCUGAUAUGGCAUGUCUAUUGCAUAUGUUUCAAUAUCAGAACCGAAGAGUGGGUAAACUGGAAGAAGUAUCCAGAGUUCCAACUUAAUGCUUCAUCUUUACCAGGAGAGAACUGUCAUGGGAUGAGGUUUAAAAAUCCAUAUAAUAAAGGAAUCGUACGAAAUGUCAAGGAGUUCUUAACAUUGAAAUGAUGGAAGUCUUACUGCCCAUCUUGCUCCUGUUGCAUUCCCUGGUUGUUUUGCCGCUCUCAUGCUUAGCUGCUCGGUAACAAAUUUUACUUCUCAAACACGGUGCAACUACAAAGUUUUGAUUUUUGGCUUCUCAGGACAUGCCUCUAGAAGGUCAAUUACAGUGUGCGGCAUACUUGGUGCAUGUCAGGGACUGGAGAAUUACAUGUGCGGGAUACAGAUCCAACUGAAGGAACUUUUGUUAUGUCCUUGGCUUCCCUUUUGAUCACAUAAAAUGAUAUGGAAAUUGAAGCAUUGAUUGAAGUUCCAAUGCCACUAUGAGAGAUCAAGAAAACACAAGAUGCUUCAACUUUUUGUUCCUUUUUUUGAGUAAAAUGUUAUAACUUCUAUAUUAGAUUAUGAAGAUGAAAGAUUUGAUAU